Messenger RNA from Caenorhabditis remanei, 957 nucleotides. RefSeq lists its product as uncharacterized. Gene Ontology annotation, molecular function: potassium ion leak channel activity. Gene Ontology annotation, biological process: stabilization of membrane potential; potassium ion transmembrane transport. Gene Ontology annotation, cellular component: membrane. NCBI's taxonomy places the organism in Eukaryota, Metazoa, Nematoda, Chromadorea, Rhabditida, Rhabditidae. The record is from RefSeq and is a predicted model, not a curated record. The transcript has 6 exons. The coding region runs from base 1 to 957 and encodes 318 amino acids.
AUGGGUCUAGAAAUGUUCUCACUGCAUACGAAGGUGAUGAAUGGAAUGGAGGGACGAAUGCGUGAAUCGAACAUGAGAAUAUUGAUUGGAUUGGGUGUGGCGGUCGUCUAUUUGUUUGUCGGAGCAAUCGUUUUUGUUAGAAUCGAGUACCCACUGGAAAAAAUCGAGCGAGAGACGUAUUUGGAGUAUCAGAACCAGUGGAGGGAGAGACUAUUGCAGUUGGAUAUUGAUGAAUCCGAAAUCGAUAAACUCUUCAUAAAUAUCCGUGAAGCGGCCCUAAACGGAAUAUGGAUGGACCGUAACCUAUCGAGUGACCCCAACUGGACAUUCGGACAAGCAUUCUUCUUCGCCGGCACUCUUAUCAGUACUGUAGGUUACGGUAGAGUCAGUCCAAGGACGGAACACGGGAAAUUGUUCACGAUAUUGUAUUGUGUUAUUGGUAUUCCAUUGACCCUCGCCCUCCUCUCGGCAAUUGUGGCUCGAAUGCGUGAGCCGUCAAACAAGUUGCGUGGAAUACUGAACCAGCGGUUGGGACACUUGUUCACGGUUAAUCAUAUUCAGCUAAUCCACGUGGGUGUCGUGCUGGCAGGUCUUCUCAUCUUCGUCUUCGCAAUUCCCGCCUGGAUAUUCUCAUCCAUCGAAACCGAAUGGACCUAUUUGGACGCCUUCUACUAUUGUUUCGUCUCUUUAACUACCAUAGGACUAGGAGAUUUCGAGCCAGGAGACGAUCCCAAUCAAUCAUUCCGUGGUCUCUACAAAAUCGGUGCUACAGUAUACCUGAUGGGCGGUCUGUGUUGUAUGAUGCUAUUCUUGGCGACGCUUUACGAUAUCCCACAAUUCAAUUUGACUUCUUUCUUUGUUAAGGAUGACGAGGAGAUGCGGUUUAAUGAGGACGAGGGAAAAUACGGAGCACUGGACUCGAAUGUGGUGGAGAAUGGAUUAUAUGCUCAUCAGUGA